CCAGAGUGCCCUCUCGUUAAUUUUGAGAAACUCUAUGCCUCACACGACCUGCUAUAUAAACUUAUAUAGAAGGUCGUGGUUCCUCAUCUGCCUCCUCCACCAUGCGCGUUUGGGAGGCACGGCAUGUGCGCGGCUGAAAAUUCGGACUCGCUGUUGAUGGUCUUGCACGGUCCCUGCAAGCAGUGACCCUUUACAGCUAUGGCCCGUAGCGAUGAUUUGGAUAACAUUUCUCCGUCAACCUACGAAAAGGUGAAGGACAGAGUGAGAACUGCUGAAGAACUCAACGAGGAGAUUGAAGAUCCAAUUGACUCGCGAGAGAUUUUCGAUCACAUUCGGUCUAUCAACGACCCUGAGCAUCCCCUCACUUUGGAAGAAUUGAAUGUUGUUGAUGAAAAGAACAUAACGGUGGACCUGGACAAGUCUGCCAUUGACGUGGCCUUUCGGCCAACAAUACCCCACUGCAGCAUGGCGACACUCAUCGGGCUCGCCAUCAGGGUCAAGCUGCUUCGUUGCUUGCCACCUGUAUUCAAGGUGGCUGUUCGGAUUCUUCCCGGAACUCACGUGUCGGAAUCGGCGAUCAACAAGCAGUUGGAGGACAAAGAGCGAGUUGCUGCUGCUUUGGAAAACUCGCACCUGCUUCGAGUUGUCAACGGGUGCCUUAUGGAACGUUAAAAGCACUGAUAAUGGAAAGUAUUUUAUUUGUAUAAAUGAGCAAGUGAUUAUGUGUAAAUAUACAAUAAAACCUCAGUGAUAAGA
Rhipicephalus microplus (southern cattle tick) is the source of this 756-nucleotide messenger RNA. RefSeq names its product MIP18 family protein galla-2 (gene galla-2). NCBI's taxonomy places the organism in Eukaryota, Metazoa, Arthropoda, Arachnida, Ixodida, Ixodidae. The record is from RefSeq and is a predicted model, not a curated record. Gene Ontology annotation, cellular component: cytosolic [4Fe-4S] assembly targeting complex.